CUCUGGGAGCUUAGUGGCAGAGGGAGAGCGGCAGGAGCUCGGGACCCAUCGCGUCGCCCUAGGGGCGCCAGAGGCCCUCGUAGAAAGAAACAGAGAAGCGAAGAAGAGGAGUCCUUGCCCCCCUCCCUCUCAGCCAGGGCCCGCCCCCGCCUGCCUCGCCAACUCCGCCUCGGAGGCGCAGGUCUGACCAAGGCAACUUUGGAAGAGUUUGUGUGGGGUUCUCUGAGAGGCAGUGGAAGAGUUGAAACCCGGGCAGGGGGGGUUGCAUUCACCCUGGCCGGGCUGCGGGGCCGCAACAGCGGGGCCUGGCUCCGGUGGCCGCCCCUGAGCCUCCCCUACUCUCCUGAUUCCGGCAGCGGGGAACUAGGGGCGCUUGGUUCACCGCGCCCAGACGUCUUGGGGAGGCGGCGAGGGGCGCAAACAGGGGCAAUUUGGGUGCACGAUGGAGCAGCCAGAAGAGAAGAUCUCGGUGUGGAUCUGCCAGGAAGAGAAGAUCAUCUCGGGCCUCUCCCGCCGUACCACUUGUUCCGACGUGGUCCGAGUGCUCCUGGAGGACAGCCGCCAGCGGCGGCAGCAGCAGCUGCAACAGUCUCGGCGGCGGCGGAGGCAGCGGCGGCGGGCAAGAGGAGAAGAAGGAGGCGACGCGGGAGAAGGGGAGCCACAAGAGGCAGAGGAGGACGAGGAGGAGAAUCCGGCGCAGGGCAUGCUCUGGGGGCCCCCUCAGUGCUACUGCAUCGUGGAGAAGUGGCGGGGCUUUGAGCGCAUCCUGCCCAAUAAGACGCGCAUCUUGCGCCUCUGGGCCGCCUGGGGAGAUGAGCAGGAGAACGUGCGCUUCGUCCUGGUGCGCAGCGAGGCGUCUCUGCCCAACACCGGGCCCCGCAGCGCCGAGGCUCGAGUCGUGCCCAGCAAAGAGAGGCCGUGCUCUGGCCGAGGGGGCCCAGCCCGGCCCAGCCUGGCCCUGACCCAGGAGAAACAGCGGCGCGUGGUGCGCAAGGCUUUCCGCAAACUGGCCAAGAUCAAUCGGCGGCGCCAGCAGCAGCCCCCGUCCCCCUGCUCUUCCACCUCUACGUCGUCCUCCACUGCUUCGUCGUCCUCCUCGCCCCGGACUCAGGACAGCGCCUCAGGCGAGCGGAUGGAGACGUUGGUGCACUUGGUACUGUCCCAAGACCACACUCUCCGUCAGCAGGUGCAACGGCUCCGAGAUCUGGAUCGGGAAAUCGACCGCUACGAGGCCAAGGUGCACUUGGACCGCAUGAGGCGGCACGGCGUGAACUACGUCCAAGACACUUACCUGGUGGGGGCUGUAGCUGAGGUAGAUGGGGCCGGAGUCCUGAAGCAGGGCCUUGCCGAAGAAGCGCCUCCCGGCAGCGAAGGGGGUGCCGAUGCUGCAGCACUCGCCGAGUACUCCCGUCGGUGCGAGCAGAUGCUGCAGCUGCAGGAGCAGCGAGCUCAACAGGAGGAGCUGCUGGAGCGCGUGGCAGCUGAGAUCCAGGAGGAACUGAACCAGAGAUGGAUGCGGCGGCGCCAGGAGGAGCUCGCGGGGCAGCCAGCCCCCGACGCCGAAGGUAGCCCCGAGGGCGAGUUCCUGCUGGAGCAGGAGAGGCUGAAGACCCAGCUCAGCACCAGCCUUUACAUCGGCCUGAGACUCAGCACGGACUUAGAGGCUGUCAAGAGCGACCUGGACUAUAGCCAACAGCAGUGGGAGCUCAAGGAGAGGGAGUUGCAGAGUCUUCUGGAGACUCUGGACUCUUUGGACUUCAUGCCGAGCCCCGAUGGACCUGGUGAUCCUUGUUCCAGAGCUCCGAGUCAAGGGGAGGGCGAGGCACGGGCCGGGGAGGAGGCAGCUGCUUCUGGCUCAGGCCCCUGCCCGGGCCCCGAGGUAUGGGUGGACCAGGCCCGGGGACUGGCCAAAGGAUGUCAGGGCAAUGAUGAAGACUCGGACACGGGGCUGAGCUCCAUGCACAGUCAAGACUCAGACUCUGUCCCAGUCUGUGAGUCCCUCGUUUAGGAGAAAAGAUAGGAGGGAAGCGAGGAAGAAAGUGGUUUGGUCACCAAAAGCACGAGCCAGCUCAGGGAUCCCAUAGCGUGAAUAGGAGCACCUCGCCCCGCUGCAGCCCCUUCCACCGGCCAGCUAGGGUGUGUGCCGAGGGGGCAUAUUAUUCACAGUUUGGGCUAGGAGGGGCCAGAGAAAGGGCACCUCUUUUUAAAAGGUUCGUUUUGUACCCUGCCACCGAGCAGGGGAAGUGAGAGGUAGGAAGGGCAUCCCUCUGACUGAGGAACCUUAGGUCCCAGGAAAUGGUCCAGGCCCAUUUUCAAACGAGUAUUAUGUGGAUUUUCAGUUUAGUGAAGUCUCUAAAUGACAUUUCUGGGAACGGUGACAGCUGGAACACCCGUUUGGAGCAUUAGGUACUUAUCUUUGAUUGGUAACGAAAUUCCUUGAAUUUUAAUUGUAGCUCUAACUUGUUAAAACUAGCCAAAGAAGAGGUAUUUGUGUUGGUCUGGGCCUUACAUCCUGGAGAAAACACACACUCUUCUUGGCUAUUUACGUUUUCCAGCUGUUACUAGACUCAUCUGUGUCCUGCAUUUUGGGCCUUUUAUUUCACUUCCGAGGCUGAAUUAAAACCUCAAUUCUAUCUCUCCAGAGUUCAGACAGUGCAUUCCAGCCGAAGGGGAGAUAAUAAAAUCCUGGAAAGCUGACUCUGGUUAAAAUUUCAUUUGGACACUGAGAUUUGCUCUUGCAAAGUCCAGUAUUUUGUCCUUUUACAAUUCAUUGUUCUACUUCCAUUCGAUUACAUUCCACAAGCUUUAUUGAGCACCUACUGUGUGCCAGGCACUGUGCUAGGCUCUUGGGGAUUUGAAAAAGAAACAGUUCCUUCCCCAAGGGUCAUGAAUUUAGCUGCUGCUAUUUCAGGAAAAAUAAUAAUGAAGACAAAGAAACAACUGAGGGAAGCUAAGUGUUUUAAGGAAUGAGCCAUUUGAUUUACAGUUAAAACUCAGACUUUUAAAGUCUCCUGACAUUUAUGAGUACAAACUUGUAUUUCUUUUGAAUUGGGCAAUGCCUGAAAGCCAACCUGAACUCCACAACUCACCCUAAACCCCAGAGAAUGUUUCUUUUACCUGCCAGAGGCUUAACUGAGACACUGUAAAUAACAGUAUUUGCUAGCUAAGGUUUCAAAAAUUGUUGAAUGUAACCACUUCUCUCCAUAUUCCACUAACAGGUCGUUUGAUUAACAACCAUACUCAGCCAACGAUAAAGGUAUUUUUUCUUUUAAAGUGAGUUAACUGGAGUGACUCUCAGUUCUGGACAGCUUAUGCACACAUGCCUAGAGAUAAAAGUGUAACAGCUUUUCAAAACCAGUCUCUAAAGCGCCGGUGAACUCAGUGUAAUCUUUUUAGUUAUUUCAAUAAAAAAAAACACACAACUU
Monodelphis domestica (gray short-tailed opossum) is the source of this 3425-nucleotide messenger RNA. RefSeq names its product Ras association domain family member 10 (gene RASSF10). The record is from RefSeq and is a predicted model, not a curated record. Gene Ontology annotation, biological process: signal transduction. Lineage: Eukaryota; Metazoa; Chordata; Mammalia; Didelphimorphia; Didelphidae.